AUGCCGAAUUGGCCUGCUCCCAGUCCAGAAAUUCAACACUUACUUCGUAUACUUCCAAGUCAAUGUAGUGGUCAUCCUUUAGGCCCUCUUUGGCAAGCAUUCAAUCCUAUUAAAGUUGAUAAAAAAACUAAAGCCAUAUGCAUUUUUUGUAAACAUGAAAAUCCUAUAUCCGGAACUGCUGCUCAAAACAAUAUACAAAAAAGUUUGGAAUUUUUACAAUCAUCAUCGGAUAUGUCAAUCGAUUCUACCUCAAUUACACCAAUUUCAAGUCAAGAUUUAACAGUUACAAUGUCUAAUAAUAAUCAAUUUUUAUUAGAUUCAUAUAAAUCUAAUCAAUUAUUACUAGAAGGCAUGAUUGAGGGUGGGGCACCUCUUUCUCUAGUUGAUGCACAGAAAUUUAAAGAAUUUAUUUAUUCAAUAAAUUCUCAAUAUCAUUUGCCAGCAAGAAGACAGCUUUCAAGUCAUAUUCUUGAUAAUGUAUAUGAUAAUAUUCAAUUAUCAAUUCAACAAUUUAUUUAUAAAUCUGAUUGGAUUACCAUAGCAACAGAUGGCUGGACAAAUAUUCGUCAGGAUCAUCUUGUAAAUUAUAUUGCAAUUGGUAAAAAUAGAAAAUCUGAACUUAUUAAAGUAAAAGAUACUCAUGGUGAAAGUCAAACAUCAGCAACAAUUCUUCAUGAUUUAAUAGAAGUUAUAACAGAACUUGGAAUUGAAAAAAUUACAUUACCAUGUGUAGCUCAUGAAUUAAAUCUUUUAGUUGGUGAUAUGCUAAAACACACAUAUAUGAAAUCUACUAUUACUUUAGCAUUAAAAAUAAUCACCUAUUUUCGAAAAAGUACACAAGCUAUUCAAUUUAUUUGUGAUCGUGCUUGUGAUAAUACUUUUUGGUUUUCUCUUCCAACACUUACCCGAUGGAAUUCAUAUUUUAUAUCUCUAAAACAAAUUCAAGACAAAUCACGAUUUUUAAAAGAAAUGAUAUAUAAAAAAUUUCUUUCAAAUAAUAACCAAACAAAUACUAAUACUACUAAUGAUUCAGAUACAGCUUAUAAUUUGGAAACAGAUUUUAUUACUGAAGACGAAUUUUAUACUUUUCAGAAUUUAGAGCAACAACUGGAAAAUCCUGAAGAAACUUUAUUAACAACGAUUAAAAAUUUUGAUGGAUUUAAUACAUACGAUCAAGUUUCUUAUAAUCAAAUUAUUGAAGAAGAUAAUACUUGGUCUUUUAAUCAAAUUGAGUAUAGCAUGGCACUGGAAGAUUUGUUUCUUCUUGAAAAAUUAGAUAAC
This is a messenger RNA of Cetraspora pellucida, 1281 nucleotides long. The record is from the annotation of a GenBank genome assembly. NCBI's taxonomy places the organism in Eukaryota, Fungi, Glomeromycota, Glomeromycetes, Diversisporales, Gigasporaceae.